AAAUAUCUCAGCCAAUAGUACCCCACUAAUCACCUCCAUGUUCUGCGUGUUUAUGCACAACCCACACGCAACCAAAACCCAGUCUCUUCACUCUUGUUGUAUCCGCAGUCACCCCUCCUUGCUCCGCCGCUUCUUCCCACCAUCUUCUUUCUCAUUAUGCUUAUAUCCUUGCCAUUACUGUAGGAUCACUAACUAGAAAGCUCUGCUUUUUCCUUGGUCCCUGCAAAGGUAGCUUACAGCUGAUAGUUUCCUGGGGUUGAUUAGCAGAAAACUACAUAUUUCUCCAUUUAUCUGAGUCGUUCUUUUUUUUAGAGAAGUUACGGAGUUAUAAGAUAAUUAUGGGUUGCUGUUCAAAUUUUGGUGUGUCACACGUUCUUAAUGUGAGUAGAGAAGCUGUUUUGAGGAGGCUGGGAAAUCAAAGCUUAAGUUCAAAUAACUUGAGUUUCAGGAAUGUGUUAAAGUGUGCCACUUUUCCUGUCUUAUGUGGAAAUGAGUGCCGUGGGCAUGUCUCUUUGCAAAAGACAGAAAGAAUUGUGAUAAUGAGUAUGUCACAGCAACCAGCUGAGUCCCAAUUCACUGUAACUACAAUAAAUUCAGAAGGGGGAGGCGAAAAUGUUUUGGAUAAUGGGUCUGACUCUAAAACUGAUGGAUUUGACAAUAAUGGAGUCAUGUAUGAUGGUAGUGGUGGUUACGGGAGCUUUGGAAGUGGAGGUGGAGGAGGAGGAGGUGGUGGUGGUGGUGGUAAUGGUGAUGAAGAAGAGGAGGAGUUUGGGCCGGUAUUGAAAUAUGAUGAGGUAAUGAGAGAGACAGAAGCACGUGGUGCUACCCUUCCUUCAGAUAUGUUAGAGACUGCAAAGAGUGUAGGAAUUCGCGAGGUUCUUCUCCUUAGAUAUUUGGAUCUGCAGGGAUCUAUCUGGCCGCUAGGCUUUGCUAUGAAAUCAUGUUCUCUUCUACGAAAUAGAAUGCUGGCUGAUCCAUCUUUUCUGUUCAAAAUCUUUUCAGAGAUAGUCAUUGAUUCUACUUGUGCUACUGUUGCUGAAGUUCAAAAGAGAGGCAAAGAUUUUUGGUCCGAAUUUGAGUUGUAUGUUGCAGAUCUUCUGGUUGGGACGGUGGUUAAUGUUGCGUUGGUUGGUAUGUUGGCACCCUAUGUUCGAAUGGGGAGAACAUCAAUAUCUAAGGGGCUACUUGGAAGAAUGCAGCAAGCUUAUGCAUCUUUACCUAGCAGUGUAUUUGAAGCAGAAAGGCCAGGAUGUAAAUUUUCGGUACAACAGAGAAUUGGAACAUACUUCUUCAAGGGCAUACUGUAUGGAGCUGUUGGAUUUGGAUGUGGUAUUAUAGGUCAAGGCAUUGCAAAUUUGAUCAUGACUGCAAAGCGGAGCAUGAGGAAAUCAGAAGAGGACAUACCUGUGCCACCUCUUGUGAAAAGUGCAGCUCUUUGGGGUGUGUUUCUCGGUGUUUCUUCGAAUGCCAGGUAUCAGAUUGUUAAUGGAUUGGAGCGUAUAGUGGAAGCAUCUCCGAUGUCAAAGAAGGUUCCCCCAGUUGCUUUGGCAUUCACGGUUGGGGUGAGAUUUGCCAACAAUGUCUAUGGUGGCAUGCAGUUUGUUGACUGGGCUAGGUGGAGUGGAGUGCAAUAGCUGUAAUUUUAUCUUGUUCUUCAGAAUUUCAGAUGCCCUAUUUAAUUUAACCGUUAGAUUUGAAUUAGUGAGCCUUCACUAGCAUACCUGAGCUGGGAACAUUAAUAAAGCUACAACCUCUAUUCUA
Molecule: messenger RNA, 1761 nt
Organism: Prosopis cineraria
Lineage: Eukaryota; Viridiplantae; Streptophyta; Magnoliopsida; Fabales; Fabaceae
Product: protein RETICULATA, chloroplastic
Exons: 8
Coding region: 339-1634 (431 amino acids)
Biological process (GO): plant organ development
Cellular component (GO): chloroplast inner membrane
Source: RefSeq, a predicted model, not a curated record